Molecule: messenger RNA, 1059 nt
Organism: Arachis ipaensis
Lineage: Eukaryota; Viridiplantae; Streptophyta; Magnoliopsida; Fabales; Fabaceae
Source: RefSeq, a predicted model, not a curated record
AUGAUCGUCAACGGUGCAUCUGAUACCGUUUUGUGUCGUUGUUUUCCAAAUUAUUUAGACGAUCCUACACUUGAUUGGCUUUGUGCUUUGCCUGCAGGUUCAAUUUCGCGAUUCCAACAACUGGCCAAGCUAUUUGAGGACCACUUCGCUGGCUCCGCAAUCUAUCUGUAUGACUCAGAUUAUCUGAAUACAAUUAAGCAAGGACAAAAUGAAAGCCUGAAAGACUAUAUGACUCGUUUUACGAAGGACGCCAUAAGCAUACCUGAUCUCCACCCUGAAGUUCACCUUCAUGCCAUCAAAAGCGAACUUCGACCUGGGAAAUUCCAAGAGACGAUCGCCGUAUCUAAACCGAAAACACUCGCCGAGUUUCGAGAGAAAGCAAAAGGCCAGAUUGAUAUCGAGGAGCUGAGACAAGCUCAGAAGUUCGACAAAACAAACUACAGAGACAAGGAAAAAGUGCAUAACAGUAAGAAAAAUUUUAAACUAACCCCUCGUUUUGACUCUUAUACACAGUUCAACGCUAAACGGGAGGAUAUAAUCAAAGAGAUCUUGAACUCCAAAUUAAUCAAACCACCAAGAAAGGCGGGGACAUAUCAGGAUACAAAACACGUCGACAAAUCUAAAUACUGCGCCUUCCAUCAGAAGCACGGCCACACAACCGACGAAUGUGUCGUCGCAAAAGACCUCUUGGAACGGUUGGCUCGGCAAGGGCACAUUGACAAGUAUAUUGGAGGGCACAUUCAAAAACGUACUCCAACCUCGGCAGGCAAUACUCCAUCUGAGCAACCAAGCCGAGGAAAGGACAAGCCAUCCUCGACCCAGUAUGACCAACCACGAGGUAUCAUCAAUUGUAUUUCAGGAGGAGGUGCUAGUGGAGGCUCAUCCAAUUCAGCUAGGAAAAGAUCUUUCCAAACAAUAUACUCGGUAGAAGGAGCACAGCAGGACCACCAACUAAUCCCUCAAUUCCCCCAAAUGACAUUCACACAAGCAGAUUUCAAAUCCAAUAUUCAAAAUUUAGAUGACCCCGUGUCAUCACAAUUCAAUUGGGAGAUCUACUAG